Molecule: messenger RNA, 3192 nt
Organism: Lolium perenne
Lineage: Eukaryota; Viridiplantae; Streptophyta; Magnoliopsida; Poales; Poaceae
Biological process (GO): 5S class rRNA transcription by RNA polymerase III; transcription initiation at RNA polymerase III promoter
Cellular component (GO): transcription factor TFIIIC complex
Molecular function (GO): DNA binding
Source: RefSeq, a predicted model, not a curated record
CUGCACUUUUGUGGCUAUGUUUGCUAGUUGCUCCAACUUGCAAAAGAACCUGUAGAUGAGUGGGGUGUACCAUCAGAUGCUGUGCCUACACAUGCAAUGGAGCUCAGGCCUUACAUUGAAGAACCUAUACGAAGAAUUCUUCCAUCAUCCCAUGUUAAUUUGAAUCAUCGACCGAAAAUUCGGCAUGAUUUUGUGCUUUCAAAGCAGGAGUUUGUUGAUGCUUACUGGGAAACACUAGAGUACUGCUAUUUAACAGCUGGCUUGGCUGAACCAUUAAGUGCCUUUCCUGGCUGUUCUGUACCUGAGGUUUCUCAUCCUCGUUCAUGGAGUUCUCGUAGAUUGAUGACUACUGAACAACGGCUGGAGUUACAAAAGCGUAUUAUGAGUAUCAGUGAGGAAGGGAGAAUUCCUUUCAAAGAUUGUCUUGGAAUUGCAAGAGAGCUGAAUCUCUCUGUAGAACAGGUGCUCUGUGUUUCGUCCUCUCAGAAUAGACAGCCCAGAUUUCCUGCUACACAAAAGCAGCAGGGAGCUAGUUCUGGAUCGAUCAGUCAGAAAAGGAAAAGAUCCUCUGAUAAGGUUACCCUAAGGUUUAUUAAACAAAACGUUCAAGCUAGUGGAUCCACUGGAAAGAUAUCAGCCCAAUCUACCCAGGAUGACGAAGUACCACGGAGCACUUCUGCAUCAUCCACUGGUAGACAAUUCCAGUGGACAUAUGAGUCUAACAGAAAACUGCUGAUGAUAUACACUAGAUUUUGUGCGGCACGUGGACCCAAAUGUUAUUGGAACUCUGUCUCUGGUCUUCCAGCUGCACCACAUACAUGUCGUAAAAGGAUGGCAUACUUAAAUAAAAACAUAAAUGUAAGAAAAGCUGUAGUGAGAAUCUGUAGCCUUCUCAGAGAGGAAAGGAGGUCAAAAGUGAGCGAAGGCCAUUCACAUAUUUCAAAUUCUAGCCAUGGGAACUGUGAAGAUUCAGAUUCUGAGAUAGUCAAUUGGGAUUAUUUCGAAGAUCCAGAAAUAAAAAAUGCACUUGAUGAAGUCCUUGAAUUCAUUCGAGUAGAAAAGUUGAACCAGACAGGGGAAGUUGGGCCUAAUAAUGCAAAGAGUAAUAGUGAUAAUAAUGUCAAUGAGGAAAUUCCAAGUGGGCAGGAAGAGCUGGUUGUGCAAGGUGCAACAAGUACAAGCGCUGCAGUUCCAGAAGCUGGAUCACAUGAACAUGCUAUGUUGUCUAGACAUUCAAAUGCAACCCAUCCAAGUAAAAGCGUCGACGUACCAUGCAUAUCUCAUGAAAAGGUCAUUAAGGUCAACAGAGAUGGAUGCAAAUCAUUAGCAGUUGCAAAUGCGAUAGAGCUUCUGAAGUUGGUUUUUCUCAGCACAUCAUCAGGAUCAGAAGUACAAGCUUCAUUAACUGCAACCCUCCAGCUUUAUUCAGAGAGUGAAAUAGUCACUGCCUUUUCUUUUCUCAAUGAGAAGAAGUUCACGGUUAGUGGAAAUGGAACAAAGCCAUACACCCUUUCACGAAAAUUCUUCUUGAAGGCUUCUCAUUCACCCUUUCCAUUUGGUUCAGGAAAAAAAGCUUCUGAAUUUUCUAAAUGGCUUAUAAGGCAGCAAAAGAACAUUAUGGAUGGUAGAUUUUAUUUAUAUCCAGAUGUAGAAUGUGGGGAAAUUGUUUCUCUCUUUUCUCUGGUUUUGUCAGGAGAGUUAUCCGUUUCACCUUCCUUGCCAAGCGAAGGAGUUGGUGACGCUGAUGGGCCUAAUAUCUCCAGUUAUUUGGUUGAAGAUACCAGUGGACUGAAUGAUGGCACUCACAAACGAAAGGCUGAUAUGGUGGAACAGGAAAGCGGUACGGCUAAGAAACACAAGCCUUCUUAUCGUCGCGAGAAAGGUUUCCCUGGUAUCCAAGUUGCUCUGAAUCAAGAGAGAAUUCAAACAAGCGAUCUCACACAAGUGUUACAUGAUAAGGAGUGCCUUAUUUUUAGUUCAGCCAGGGAAAUGAGUAGAAAUGAUGGUCAUUCCCAGGUCGAAAGCCACAAUAUGUUACUGCAUUUGAAUAACUCCUGUUCAUGUCGGCGUAUGUUGUCUGAAUCUCAGUUGGAAAACUCUUAUAAUGGAUGGCCUUGGGAUGCUAUGAAAACAUAUGCUGACCAGUUACAACCAUCAUCUUGUAAUCAAAAUGAAUCAUGCAUAUUGUCUUCUGAUCUGUUCAGAAAUGCAUUUUGUAUUAUUCAUCGAGGUGGAGAAGGAGGAGUUAAUUUGACUGAAUUGUCACAGGAACUGCAUCCAUUAGGCACACGGUUAAUCAAUGUGAUUGUUCAUACCCUCAAGAGAUUUCAUCUGGCUAUGGAGGUCAAUGCGUAUGAUGGUUUCCGGAUCGUUGACUCAUUACAUAAGUCAAAGUAUUAUAUAAGCACACUUGCAGAAUACAGCCAUUGCAGCUGUCCAGGAGCUCCAGCUUCUCAAGUAGCGGAGACUGGCGGCACCGAAAAUGUACUGAAAGGGAACCAUUCCAUGUCUAGCAAGCAGGGGACUGUCAAAAUGCUUGGUGAUGGGCACACUGUCACAGUUCUUAGUGUUCAAAGCAAGCCAAACUCAUCUCAUAUGUGUAGCCAAAAUCUGGGAGAUAAGGAAACAAUGUCUACUCCAGAAGAUAUCAGGGAGAGUGAUUGCUGCCAUGCUUGUGAAAGGCAUAUUUAUCACCCUAUAUUACCAUGGAUAAAUGGCGAUGGCAGCAUGAAUAGCACUGUGUAUGAAGGUUUAACUCGUCGAAUUAUUGGCUAUGUGAUGCAGUUCCCAGGAAUAGUAGAGGAGGAUAUUAUCCAUCAGAUGGAAGUGUUGAAUCCUCAGACAUGCAGGACCUUGUUGGAAAAGCUGACACUUGAUAGACACCUCUAUGUUCGGGUGUGCGAAACACCUGUGCCUACGGGUCCCACCAUAUUGCAGAGUCUUUUCAGUCAGGGCACCCGUACAGAACCAACCAAGCGUAGAAGGCGUUACUUCGCUAACCCAUCAAGUACAUUCAUGUUGUAAGAGUAACCCAGUUUGGGCUCAAAGUUGUGUUAAAUGUUCCUUGUCUGUUUGUGUGAAAUGUACUGCCAACGUGUUCUUCCCCAUCUGUGGGCUGCACCGUGCAUUUUCCAUACGGUGUAAUGCUGGGCAGUUGCUCCGCUAUUGGUCAAUAUAUGAUUCUUUUUCUUA